UGGCGGCGGGCGCGGGGCUGCCCGUGAGGGGAGAACAGCGCGGAGCCCCCUCAGCAGCACGGCCGGGGCUCGCCAUGGCCGCCGAGCGCAGGUGAUCCCGCCAUGGCCUCUCCGGAGCUCGGCAGCCCCGAGGGCCCCGCGCUGAGCCCGAGCAGCGACAGCGACGGCGACAAUGACAGGCCCAGUCGCGACAAUGACAGGCCGAGUCGGGACAGUGACAGGCCCAGUCGCGACAAUGACAGGCCCAGUCGCGACAGUGACAGGCCCAGUCGCGACAGAGAGAGGGAGAGCCCCGACAGGGAGAGGCGGAGCCCUGACAGGGAGAGGCGGAGUCGCGACAGGGAGAGGGGGAGUCCCGACAAUGAGAGGCUCAGUCCCGACAAUGAGAGGCUCAGUCCCGACAAUGAGAGGCUCAGUCCCGACGAGCUGCAGCUGCUGGCCAAGCUGGAGGAGCAGAACAGGCUGCUGGAGGCCGACUCCAAGUCGCUGCGCUCGGUGAACGGCUCGCGCCGCAGCUCGGGCUCGUCCCUGGUCUCCAGCUCGUCGGCCUCGUCGCAGCUGGGCCAGCCCGAGGAGGAUUCCUGGAUCCUCUGGGGCCGCAUCGUCAACGACUGGGACGAGUGGAGGAGGAAGAAGGAGAAACUGCUCAAGGAGCUGAUCCGGAAGGGGAUCCCGCACCAUUUCAGGGCCAUCGUGUGGCAGCUGCUCUGCAGCGCCCCCGAGCUGCCGCUCAAGGCUCAGUACUCGGAGCUGCUCCGCAUGAGCUCCCCCUGCGAGCGCCUGAUCCGCAGGGACAUCGCCCGCACCUACCCCGAGCACGACUUCUUCCGGGGACAGGACAGCCUGGGCCAGGAGGUGCUCUUCAACGUCAUGAAGGCCUAUUCCCUGGUGGACAGGGAGGUCGGGUACUGCCAGGGCAGCGCCUUCAUCGUGGGACUGCUGCUCAUGCAGAUGCCCGAGGAGGAGGCGUUCAGCGUCUUCGUGCGCCUGAUGCAGCAGUACCGGCUCAGGGAGCUCUUCAAACCCAGCAUGGCCCAGCUGGGGCUCUGCAUCUACCAGUUCGAGUUCCUGCUGCAGGAGCAGCUGCCCGAGCUGAACGUGCAUUUCCGCUCGCAGAGUUUCCUCACCUCCAUGUACGCCUCCUCGUGGUUCCUGACCCUGUUCCUCACCACCUUCCCCCUGCCCGUGGCCACGCGCGUCUUCGACAUCUUCAUGUACGAGGGUCUGGAGAUCGUGUUCCGCGUGGGGAUGGCGCUGCUGCAGCUCAACCAGGCCGAGCUGGUGCAGCUGGACAUGGAGGGCAUGUCCCAGUAUUUCCAGAAGGUGAUCCCGCACCAGUUCGACUCCUGCCCCGACAAACUGAUCCUGCGCGCCUGCCAGGUCAAAUACAACCCCAGGAAAAUGAAAAGGCUGGAGAAGGAAUACGCCGCCCUCAAGAGCAAAGAGAUGGAGGAACAGAUCGAGAUCAAGCGGCUCCGCUCCGAGAAUCGUUUGCUGAAGCAGCGAAUCGAGACCCUGGAGAAGGAGAGCGCGGCCCUCGCCGAUCGCCUCAUCCAGGGCCAGGUGACACGGGCGCAGGAGGCCGAGGAGAACGACGUGAUCCGGCGGGAGCUGGCGCUGGUGAGACAGCGCUGGAACACGGCAACGGAGAGUCUGAGACAGGCGCAGAGCACCAUCCGAGAGCUGCAGGGUAACCCCCGGCUGACCGAGGAGUUCGUGGCGCACCUGGAGACGGAGCUGGAGCGAUCGCGGCUGCGCGAGAGCCAAACCCUGGGGGCGCUCCAGGAGAUGAGGGACAAGGUCCUGGACAUGGAGAAGCGCCAGCCUCUCCCGGACGAUUCCCACGUGGUUCGGCUGCAGGAGGAGCUGCAGGAGCUGGGCCUGAGCGACCUGGGGGACACCUGGCAGGUGAGAGGGGACAUUGGGGACAUUGGGGACACCUGGAAGGUGCGCGGGGGCCGCUGGGAGGAGCCGCGGGCGCUGGGCGGGGCCGUGCUGGGGGUGCAGCUCCGGGACAGCCCGGCCCAGGCGGAGCUCAGGGCGCUGAGACAGAGAGUCACACACCUGGAGGAACAGGACAGGAUCCAGCGCUCGGUGUUAGGCCGGGCUGAGCAGGCCUGUGCCGGGCUCAGGGAGCAGCUCCGCGCCGCGGCCGCCCAGAGCCAGGGGCUGCAGGCCCAGCUCAGCGAGAGCCACCGGAAACACGCGGAGGCGCAGUGCAAGAGCAAGGAGGAGGUGAUGGCCGUGCGGCUGCGCGAGGCUGACAGCAUGGCCGCCCUGGCUGAGAUGAGACAGAGAGUGGCGGAGCUGGAGAUCCAGCAGGAGGAGGGGCGGCUGCAGGGCCAGCUGCAGCACUCGGACACGGCGCAGUACAUCCGGCACCUGAGGGGACACAUCCGCCAGCUCCGCGCUGAGGUCCGGCUGCUCCGGGGCCCGCUGUCCUUUGGCUCGGUGGCCUUGGGGACACCCCUGGGGGACGAGGACUCGCUGGGCUCCUCGGACGAGGAACUGCCACCGCCCUUCCCCCUGACCCCUGGGGACAUUGGGGACAUUGGGGACACUGGGGACAGCAGUGACAGCGAGCCCGAGGUGGCACCAACAGCACCGUGACACCAGGGGACACCACUGGGGACAUUGGGGACAGCCUGAGGUGGCACCAGCAGCACCGUGACACCAGGGGACACUGGGGACAUUGGGGACAGCCUGAGGUGGCACCCCAGGGACCCACAGGGACACUGGGGACAGCAAUGACACCGAACCGGAAGGGGCACUGUGACCCAUGGGGACAUCAGGGGACACUGGGGACACCCCAGGGAUCUUUGGGGACAUCAGGGGACACUGGGGACACCCCAGG
Catharus ustulatus (Swainson's thrush) is the source of this 2854-nucleotide messenger RNA. It is a transcript of the gene EVI5L, whose product is annotated as ecotropic viral integration site 5 like. The coding region runs from base 103 to 2610 and encodes 835 amino acids. The record is from RefSeq and is a predicted model, not a curated record. The transcript is spliced from 20 exons. NCBI's taxonomy places the organism in Eukaryota, Metazoa, Chordata, Aves, Passeriformes, Turdidae.